UUUUGCUGUAUUAUUAUUUAGCAGCAGCGUUUUUAAUAAUCCUCAUAUAACUACUGACAAUUCAAGGUUUCUUUUUUUGGGGGGGGGGCAAGCCUCGCCUCGCGUGCCGCUGUGUGUGCAUCCAUCUCAAAGUUUACCCAACAAGCAGGUGUGAGGGUGCACGGUGGGCGCAGAGCUGGCUGAAGGAUGUAUUCUUGCAGCCUCCUCUCUUUGGCCCCGAGCUGCCCUCUCCGCGCGCCCCCCAUUAUUUGUCCCGACGGCCGAGCGCGCGGCCCCAAUGAGCCCUUUGGAACGGAACGAAAAGAAGGAGCGAAUUGCAGCUGUGACGUGGGCGUUGUUCCAUUCACCGCGUUCGCCAUGGCAACGGGGCAGAGGCCCUGGAAGCACGCAGCCCCUCUCUCUGGACAGCGUCCUGAGGGCAGAGAGGCAGCUGGAAGUUUCUCCUCAUGAUCACUGCUCACUGUUUCAUGGCGCAAAAAAUGUCCCAAAUAUUCUGCUUCAAAUGCACACAAAAUUUGGAUUCAGGUUUCAGGUUUGGCAGUUUCCAGGAUUUGGGUGCUAAAAGUUAUAAUUUGGAGCGCACAUGUGGCCACUUACAUCAAUUAAUGUGUGAAUUCGGUGUGUCUUUUUCUAACUUUUUUACGCACCGUUUUUGACGCACGAAAGAAAUAAAUGUGACCCACUGACCCAGAUCAAUGUUAAUAAAGUACUUCCAGCAUAGAGGAAAAUGUUUUUUUUUUCCUUGUAGCUCAGCUUGUUCAGUCUUUUCUGUGUUUACACUCCGCAGCCCGAUUUCUCCCUCCACUUUGUACUCUAGCAUGCUGCAGGACUGCUAGUAUUGUUGGGCAGAGUGAUUGGGGUUUCUGUACAAUCUCCCGUGACCAAUGAGCGGGGUGCUGUCAGGGGUAACCACAUCUGUCAACCGUUCUUGGCCAAUAAAGAGCGGAGCGAGGCGGACCACAGGUGCGCGCCUCUGCGUCCCCUUGGCACAGCGCCCGGGAGAUGCUGGAGAGAGACGCCUAGCUGCCCCGUGGCGCAAAAGAGUUACUGUCAAAGGCAGCCUCCUUUUAACUCCAGCUAUCACUCUGGCUCCGAUAGUUAUGGCGACCGCAACGUCCAACCACUACAGCGUCCUCACCACCCCCAGCAGCGCGCCGCCGCCGCACUCGGAGUCCGGGAGCAUGCAGCAGGCGGCAGCGUACAGGGACGCGCACACCCUGCUCCAGAACGACUAUAGCACGUUACCGGGCGGUGGACAUCCGCUCAGCCACGCGCACCAGUGGAUAACGGCGCUGUCUCACGGUGACGGCGGGGCGCCCUGGCCAUCUAGUCCCCUCGGAGAACAGGACGUGAAGCCCGUACUGCACGACAGUGACCGAGAGGAGCUGCAGAACUCCAGCAGUCUGCAGCAGCAACAGCAGCAGCAGCAACAGCGACACCCUCACCUAGCGCACCAGCAGGCGCAUCACGACGCCAGAGCAUGGCGAACCAGCACAGCCACCACGCACAUCCCCGGUAUGGCGACAUCUGAGGGCCAGAGCCUGGUGUAUUCCCAGUCCGGCUUCGGUCUGAUGCCGGGGGGAGAGCAAGGGGGGAUGCACCACCACCCCCUGCGGGACGAGGACCACCACAGCCACAGCCCGCACCUCAGUGAACAUGGAGGCGGCCCUGGGGCCCACCAGCAGUCUCUCUCACACCAUCACCAGCACGGGGGCCAUCAGGACCAGUCAGACGAGGACACGCCGACCUCCGACGAGUUGGAGCAGUUUGCCAAGCAGUUCAAACAGCGACGUAUCAAGCUGGGCUUCACCCAGGCGGACGUGGGACUGGCUCUUGGGACGCUGUACGGAAACGUCUUUUCUCAGACCACCAUUUGCAGGUUCGAGGCGCUUCAACUCAGCUUCAAAAACAUGUGUAAACUCAAGCCCUUGUUGAACAAGUGGCUGGAGGAGGCGGACUCCACCUCGGGGAGCCCCACUAGCCUGGAUAAAAUCGCGGCACAGGGAAGGAAAAGGAAAAAGAGGACCUCCAUCGAGGUGGGCGUCAAAGGGGCUCUGGAGAGCCAUUUUCUCAAAUGUCCAAAACCAGGAGCAGCGGAGAUCAACUCCCUAGCGGACAGCCUGCAGCUGGAGAAGGAGGUGGUGAGGGUUUGGUUUUGUAACAGGCGGCAGAAGGAGAAGAGGAUGACACCCGCUGGGGGACAGAUACCAGGAGGAGAGGACAUGUACGGGGACACCCCUCCACAUCACGGAGGACAAACUCCUGUUCAGUGACCCCCAGUCCGUUAUUCUGAGCAGAACACGGACCCCUUACGGAGGAAUAAUGCCUCCUUAUUUGUUUGAUUCUCUGUGCCGGACCGCUCGGAACUGGACCUUAGCCAGUUUAAAUGUCGGACCCACGGACACACAGUGGGGAUAUACAGUGGCACUCAAGCACUAAA
Dicentrarchus labrax (European seabass) is the source of this 2440-nucleotide messenger RNA. RefSeq names its product POU class 3 homeobox 2a (gene pou3f2a). The record is from RefSeq and is a predicted model, not a curated record. Lineage: Eukaryota; Metazoa; Chordata; Actinopteri; Moronidae. The transcript has a single exon. Gene Ontology annotation, cellular component: nucleus. Gene Ontology annotation, molecular function: DNA-binding transcription factor activity, RNA polymerase II-specific; RNA polymerase II cis-regulatory region sequence-specific DNA binding. Gene Ontology annotation, biological process: regulation of transcription by RNA polymerase II; brain development. Bases 885 to 2273 code for a protein of 462 amino acids.